Messenger RNA from Pseudopodoces humilis (Tibetan ground-tit), 1865 nucleotides. It is a transcript of the gene SLC37A2, whose product is annotated as solute carrier family 37 member 2. Gene Ontology annotation, molecular function: glucose 6-phosphate:phosphate antiporter activity. The record is from RefSeq and is a predicted model, not a curated record. NCBI's taxonomy places the organism in Eukaryota, Metazoa, Chordata, Aves, Passeriformes, Paridae. Gene Ontology annotation, biological process: glucose-6-phosphate transport; phosphate ion transmembrane transport. Gene Ontology annotation, cellular component: endoplasmic reticulum membrane.
GAGUGCCGCCGCCGCCGCCAUGAGGGCAGCGCUCGCCCCCGGGGUUCGCCUGCUCCGCGCCCUCCCCCGGGACAGCCGCUAUCGGGGACUGACUCUGGUACUGACCUUCCUCUCCUACAGCAGCUACCACCUCUCCCGAAAACCCAUCAGCAUCGUCAAGAGCCAGCUGCACCCCAACUGCUCAGCCUUGGGCCCAAACCCCCACAAUGACUCCAACAGCACCACAUGGUGCAGCUGGGCCCCCUUUGAUGGGGACAACUACAAGGAACUUUUUGGGGCGCUGGAUAAUGCCUUCCUGGUGGCCUACGCCAUCGGGAUGUUUAUCAGCGGCAUUUUUGGGGAGCGCCUCCCUCUACGUUACUACCUGUCGGGGGGAAUGUUGCUGAGCGGGUUCUUCACUGCCCUUUUUGGCCUUGGCUACUUCUGGAACAUCCACGUCCUCUGGUACUUCAUUGUCGUGCAGGUCUGCAAUGGGCUGGUGCAGACGACCGGCUGGCCUGCUGUCGUGGCGUGUGUUGGAAACUGGUUUGGCAAAGGAAAGAGAGGUUUGAUCAUGGGCAUCUGGAACUCGCACACCUCUGUUGGCAACAUCUUAGGGUCGCUCAUCGCCGGUGUCUGGGUUUCCUCUGCCUGGGGCCUGUCCUUUGUUGUGCCUGGCAUCAUCAUCACCCUUGCAGGCAUCAUCUGCUUCUUCUUCCUUGUGGAGUACCCUGAGGAUGUUGACUGUGAUCCACCUCUGCACCACAUGGCCUCUGAUGAUAAUCCUGGAGGAGUGACCAUCAGUGAGAAGGAUCCUGAAGCAGUCACCUCCAAAGAGGGCCCACUCAGCCUCUCAGGCCAGAGCAGUGUGGAUCACUCCCACAACCCCAAGGAGCCAGCUGAGGAGCCUGAAGCCAUCAGCUUCCUUGGGGCACUUCGGAUACCUGGCGUGGUGGAGUUCUCCCUGUGCCUGCUCUUUGCCAAGCUGGUGAGCUACACCUUCCUGUACUGGCUGCCCCUCUACAUUGUCAACGUUGCUCAUUUUGGUGCCAAGGAAGCCGGGGACCUGUCGACCCUCUUUGAUGUCGGGGGUAUUUUAGGGGGGAUCUUUGCCGGCCUCAUCUCUGACUACACUGGCGGCAGAGCCACCACGUGCUGCGUGAUGCUGGUCAUUGCUGCUCCCAUGCUGUUCCUGUAUAACCACGUGGGUCAGAACGGCAUUGGCAUAUCAAUAGGGAUGCUGAUCAUCUGUGGUGCUCUGGUUAACGGGCCCUACGCGCUCAUCACAACAGCGGUGUCGGCAGAUUUGGGCACCCAUGAAUCUCUGAAAGGAAAUGCCAAAGCCCUUUCGACUGUCACGGCCAUCAUCGAUGGCACGGGAUCUGUUGGUGCUGCGCUGGGGCCGCUGCUCGCGGGGCUCAUCUCUCCCACAGGCUGGAAUAACGUCUUUUACAUGCUGAUAGCAGCUGAUGUCCUGGCUUGUCUGCUCCUUGUUCGUGUGGUGGUCAAAGAGGCCCGUGGCUGGUGCGGCUACAUGGCGAGGCAGAGAGGCUCUAGUGUGCAGCUAACAGAGUCAGUGAUGGAUGGGAAGUAGCUCGGUGUGAAAGACCAAUAGUCUGGCCCUCGUGCUGCGGUUUAAGGAGUUUUGAUGCACCCCCUGAGAGCCGCCCCAAGCCCAGAGGGAGGAGAGAGGCUGGGGCACACACACCGGAGCGCGGGCGUCUCGGCAAAGCUGCAGCCCAGCCUCGGGCACGGCCCCACGGGCUCACUGCCACCAUGGGUUUGCUUCCAACGGAGGCAGGGGCGAGGAGUAGUCAAAGGGCCCUGGCCAAAUGGUUUUCUGGGUCAAUUCUUCACCAUCGGCCGUUUUAUUAAUAAAAACAUGC